UGUUGGACUCCAACGAGAGCAACAACAGCGUGCGACGGCGGCGGACGGCGACAGCGUGCGACGGCGGCUGCGGCUGCUGCGGCGACGGCGGUGGACGGCGACGGACGACGGCAGCGUGCGACGGCGGCUGCAGCUCCCUCCCUCUGUCUCCGGCAGCGUCGUUCCGCUGCUCUUGAUCCCCUACGGGUGACGGCUUCAGCUUCAGCGGCAGCAGCGGACGACGGACGACGACUGCGGCGGCCUCCGUGGUGGACGACGAGUCGACGACCUCGACCUCUCUGCAGGCGCUGCUGUCUCCCAGGAGAUGAGGAGAUCCUGAGGGAAGGAGGUGCUGCCGCAAGAUUACGAUAUCCGCGCUCUGCUCUGGAACAACAUUAAGCUGUAGUAGCAUCCACCGUACCACCAUGGCUGAUUUAAAUUUGCAAGAUGAACAGUUCUCACUUUGUUCUCCGGCAGUCAUAUUCUCUCCCAUGCCGAGUUCAUCUCAAGUAUUUCCUUCGCAAGCAGCAACUCACAGUGAAGAUAUUUUAAUGGGUGACGAUAGUGGUGAUGAAUCUGAUGACCCAAUUGAUCCUGUCCCAAAUGUGAAUGUGAAUCCUGUAAUACAAGCUUUGACAAGGAAAUUCAGAUCUAAGGCUUGGAAGGAAUUUGUUCCGAUGGUCGUUAAUGGUGAAAUUGGGGCCGGGAAGUGCAAGCAUUGUGAUACAGAAAUCCGUGCUAGGCGUGGAGCUAGAACAAGUUCAUUGAGAAAGCAUCUGAAAAGAUGUAAAAAGAGAAUUAGUGCUCUCAAGAUUGUUGGAAAUCUUGAUUCUACACUUAUGUCACCCGAUAGUGUUCGGCUGAAGAAUUGGAGUUUUGAUCCUGAGGUUUCUAGAAAAGAACUCACACGGAUGAUUGCAUUACAUGAGUUCCCAUUCUAGAUGGUAGAGUAUGAUGGAUUUAGAAGGUUUGCCGCUAGCCUUAACCCAUACUUUAAGAUGAUUUCACGAACAACGGCAAGGAAUGAUUGCAUAUCAGCUUUUAAUGAGCAAAAGUCAGUACUAAAGGAGAUGUUUAAGGGUGCUACUUGUAGGUUCUCAUUGACUGCAGAUAUGUGGACUUCCAAUCAAACAAUGGGAUACAUGUGCGUGACAUGCCAUUUUAUUGAUGUUGAUUGGAAAAUACACAAGAGGAUAAUAAAGUUCUUUCGAGUCAAGACACCCCAUACUGGAUUUGAAAUGUUUAAUACAAUGCUCAGUUGCAUUCAAGAUUGGAAUAUUGCAGAUAAGAUAUUUAGUGUUACUCUGGAUAAUGCUUCAGCUAAUGAUGCAAUGGUUGCAUUGUUAAAGUGCAAUUUGAAGACCAAGAAUGCUAUACCUUCAAGGGGGAAGCUACUCCACAAUAGAUGUGCUGCACAUGUUAUCAAUCUCAUAGCUAAAGAUGGUUUGAAGGUGGUUGAUUCUAUUGUUUCAAACAUUCGUGAAACCGUUAAGUACAUUGAUGGUUCACAAUCUCGCAAACAAAAAUUUGAGGAGAUUGUUGCACAACAAGGAAUCACAUGCCAGAAGCACCCUAAUAUAGAUGUACGUACUCGAUGGAACUCCACAUAUUUGAUGCUUGAGGCAUCCUUCCCAUUCAUGAGUGCAUUUGAGUCAUUGGCUGGCCAAGACAAAAAUUACAAGUAUGCACCUUCUAUCAAUGAAUGGGAAAGAGCAUCUAUAGUCUGCAGAAUUCUAAAAGUGCUUUAUGAGGCAACUUUGGUGGUCUCAGGUUCUUUGUACCCAACCUCCAACCUUUACUUCCAUGAGAUGUGGAAAAUCAAGAUGAUAUUGGAAAGAGAACGUUCUAACAGUGACAAUGAAGUGGCUGCCAUGGUCAAAAAGAUGAAGGAGAAAUUUGACAAAUACUGGCUCAAAUCAUACAAAUAUCUAUGCAUUCCAGUUAUUUUUGACCCAAGGUUCAAAUUCAAAUUUGUCGAGUUUUGUCUUGGGCAAGCCUUUGGGAAAGGUGCUAAGGACAGGAUUGAGAAAGUGAGGAAGAGAUUAAACUUGUUGUUUAAGGACUAUUCUGAUGAUAGCAAUACUAACUCAAAUCUUCAAGCUCAUCAUGUGAUGGCUAUCCCUGAAAAUGAUCCAUUAGCUGAUUGGGUGUAUCACAUCACUGAAGAAUUAAAUGACCAAAUAGACACUGAACUGGAUGUGUACCUAAAAGAGAAACCCAUUCAUGAAUUUGGAAGAGACUUUGAUAUUCUCAAUUGGUGGAAAGCUAAUUACUCUAAGUAUCCAACCCUUGCUCACAUAGCACGAGAUGUGCUUGCAUGGCCUGCCUCCAUGGUUGCAUCUGUUAGUGAAUCUUCAAUUUGAUUCUCUUAGCUGCUAUGAUCUGUUCCCAAAAUUACAGGCGUUAAAAUAUUUAGCUGCUAUGAUCUGUUCACAAAAUUGCCAAUUUAGUGAAUCUUCAAUUUUGUUCUGUUCGCAAAAUUAUAGGCGUUAAAAUAUUUAUAAGUGGUGAAAAAAAUAAUACUUAUACAUAAGUAGUGAUCUGAUGCUUCAGAUAUGAAAGCUUGUGUUUAUGAGAUGAUUUUGCUUUGGCCAUCAGGAAUUCAGGAUCUUUUGGCUUCUCAUUCUUCAUUUGGUGUUAGCAAGUUGAAGGUACCAACUGCAGCAAAAACUGACUGUUCUGUACUUAAACUUCGAAGUAACAUUUUUUUUGCCUGUGAUUUGUAAUUAUGCCAGAAGGGACAAGUUUCAUAAUCUCUGACGUUCUACUCUUCCUGAGUUCCUGUUGCAUGCUCAACCUGUACCAAGCAAGACACUUUGAGAUGGAUGAAAGCAAGACAUAUUUGUCCAUUGUCCUAUUACCUCUGUAUUAUUGGCAAUAGCAGCAUGGCUUUCUUUUGUUUUCUUAGAUAGUUUCUUCAAAUUAUUUAUUUUCUUUAUGAUGGCGUGCAAGUAGAUUCUUGUGAAGAGAAGCAUCCAUACGAAACAAGUCAUUUCGGUCAAACCUGAAAUUCAUAUGCAUGUAAAUGGGCAAAUAACACAAGAGGGACAGCAACGGGCCCGGCCCUAGCACCACCUGAAAUGGGUCAGACCAGCCCAUCAAACCAAGUGGGCCACAAAGGGGCGGUAUGGGCUGGCCCGUUCUGCUCCCUUUGCAGGCUGACCCAUGGGUCCGGGGCCCAACGGGUUUUGUACCCAAUAGGUGUGGGUAUGGAUGAAGAUUUGUAUCUAUGGGUUUGUAGGUAUGGGCACCAGUGAAGCUAUGGGUUAUGUACGAGUUUUGGAUUUAACCCGUGGGUGUCCAUUGAGACCUCAAAAAUCUAGAGACACCUUUAAAUAUUCGGUAUGAAGCUGCUUAUUAUCCAGUAUUGUAAGUCGGGAGCAUCAAAAUAUUGUUGAGGCAUGAUU
Molecule: messenger RNA, 3386 nt
Organism: Oryza brachyantha (malo sina)
Lineage: Eukaryota; Viridiplantae; Streptophyta; Magnoliopsida; Poales; Poaceae
Product: zinc finger BED domain-containing protein RICESLEEPER 2-like
Exons: 3
Coding region: 921-2342 (473 amino acids)
Molecular function (GO): DNA binding; protein dimerization activity
Source: RefSeq, a predicted model, not a curated record